AUGGUCGAGACAACCACCCCACCAGCCUUCCAAGCUCCCGAAGGAGCCAAGCUCUUGGAGCACAUCGUAGUCCAGGAACCAGUCCAACAUGGCCAGCUUGCCGAUCAGAUGGCCAAGGAUGCCGAGCAAAUCGUUGUUGGCCCAACUGCAGCUGAGCUCGAAACCCAAGCAAUAUUACAGGAUCCAGCAUGGGCUCAGAUUCAAGCUCAAUGGCAAGCUCAGACUAGAAUCCAAGCUGCAGCUGAAGCCAGGGUUAUUCUAGAAGGACAAUAUGGGAUGGGACAGAUGCCUGCUGGUCCGGUUUCAAUGCAGGUCCAUGCCCUUGAAGCAGGGAAUAUACCUGUUCAGGGUUCAGUUCCAAUUCAGGCGCUUGCCACAGCUAUAGCUUCAAGCCAUAUUCAGGUUCCCGUCCUUCCAGCAGAAGUCAGGAUCAUGCCAGUUCUGGAUCUGCAAGCACCGAUUCAGGCUUAUCAGACUCUCCCAAUGGGACAUGGUCCACCUCCAAAAGUCGCUCACAACAAGAGAAGUGCUCCGGAAACUGCCAUCAAUGGAAAUUGGGCUCAAAUCAAAAGAUCCGGACCUCGAACCAAACCAGAACCCAAACCCACAACGCUCAGUACCCAUGAUCAAUUUCGAGCUCACUCCAACUACGCAAAUCUUCCACCUCAAAUCGUCCCACUCCCCGCCGAUCCGCAAUACCAAUCCCAAGCUCACGCUCAAGCUCAAGUUCACCUACAAGCUCAGGCCCAAGCUCACGCUCAAGCUCAAGUUCACCUACAAGCUCAGGCCCAAGCUCAUAUGCAAGCCCAGGAGGCCGCUCGACAGGCUCAAAUGACUCCGGACUCAUUGGAAAAGUUUCAACAGUUUGAGCAAUGGAAUGCGAAUAAAGCUGCCGAGCUGCAAAAGUUGCUGAUCCCAGGCGCCGAGGAUAUUCCAACGAUUUCGCAUAUGUUGAGACUCAAAGACGAGGCGAUCAACUGCAUCAUUCUUCAUUAUCGUGGUGGAAAGGGCAUGAAGGAUAAAGUUCCAUUAUUUUAUAGCUAUAACGAACGUCUCCGUCAAGAAUUUCCAGAGCCAAUGGCAAUUCCAACGUUCCCAACACUUGAUGAAAUCGUCAGGGACAUAGAACAACUGGAAUUGGGUCAUCCAUUAUUGACAAGACAUAUGAAAGCGGAAAGAGCGUAUCAUGAUUUGGAGAUGAUCAUCGGAGAGACGUACAACUACCUGUUGCUCCAUCAAGAACGCUUCAAACUACCUCCAAACGCAUUGUUCUUCCUAAAUAGAUUCUGCAUCGUCUACAACACCUUCGGCUACAACCUCAAAGACACCUACCAGACUACAAUCAUUGAGAGACUUGUAAGUGUCGUGGCCUAA
Caenorhabditis briggsae is the source of this 1374-nucleotide messenger RNA. Lineage: Eukaryota; Metazoa; Nematoda; Chromadorea; Rhabditida; Rhabditidae. The record is from RefSeq and is a predicted model, not a curated record. The coding region runs from base 1 to 1374 and encodes 457 amino acids. The transcript has 6 exons.